CGGCCGCGCCCGCAGGGCGGGGUGGCUCGCCUAUGGGCCUUUCCAAAAGCAAACGUAAACCCGGGAAAGGUGAGGAACAAAAGAAGGGGUGCACCUAUUCAGUCCCAAAGGCUAGGGGCAGGUCUACGGACAGGCCUUCCCGAGAGCCUGCGAAGCCUCCAGACACUCAGCCUGUGGAGCGCUUCCAUCAGGAGAAAGAGGCGGCCAAGCAGCAGCGGCCUUCUGCAUCUGGAGUCGAAGAGACACCUGAUGUGAAGUCGAGCAGGAAGCAGGUUGCCGUUCCACAGAUUGUCAUCACCAGAGCCUCAAAAGAGACUCUCAUCAGCUACAGUUCCAUCAGAAGUGAAGAGCAGACAACUAUCCAGGAGCGGGUGGACUGGGGCCCCUACCACCGACACAGGAACCCCAGUACAGUAGAUGCCUACAGUCCACAGAUCAAAGAAGAAACAGGCGCCCCAAAUCGCUGUCGUGAGUCACUAUGCUGAGUCUCAGCGAUGAUGGCAGAAGGGUCACCCUGCCCUGUGGGAAGCUGCAGGUGCCCCUUCAGUAUACGAGGUUCCCCUCAGUGACCACUUUGGUCACACCUCCCCAGAGCAGCUGGCAGUUUGGCAGAGGGCAAGAGUGACUCUGGCUCAGAGUGGACUUUGUGGUAAUAAAUGGAUAAAUCCGUAUACACCUGUUGGACCUGGCUGCUUGUGCACAGUGAUCAACAGAUGGCAGGUGGCAUCUCUUGCUCGGACUCUCGUGGCAGUUAGAAUCCUUCCCUUCCGCUUCUGAGGGAGCGUGGUGUAAGUACUUGGUGGUUACAGUGAAUGCAGUGUCCCCCACACUUGGAAAAAAGGUUGGACUCUGAGGACUAAACUUUACGGUGUCACAUCCCAGAACAGGCAAGAGUGUAGUUGCCUUGGAGGGCCCAAGGGCUCCUCGUGUGACUGUAACCUGAUCAAGGGUAUUAAAGGAUCCAGAAGAAGAAUGUGGAGUGGGGGCAGCCAUGGCACCUUGAACUGUGGAAGUGGCCUUGUCAGAGCUGCCCUGGAAGGAGAGCUGAACUGACACCUUCCUGUUUUUCUGGCUGUGGAUGAGGGCUUCCACUGGUGAGGGGACAUUCAGGGGACCCCCACCCUGGCUGUUUCACCCUCACCAGCAGCCCUCAGGUCAGGCUCCACUCUCUUCUGGGGUGGCUGGAGAGGAUGCCCUGCUCUGUCUGGUCUCAUACGUCUAGGCUGGUGACAGUAGGUGUUAGCUCCUUAGUUCUAGAAUGCACAGCAGGCUUUACACAUGGUCUCCAUGUUUCUAUCUAUUGAUGAGCAUCCUUUCUUUUAGUAUUAAAUAGUGCAGCUGAUUUCCAAUCAAUUAGUUUUGGUAUAACUUCAGAAAGAACAGUACAUUUCAUAUUGACGUUGUUUACUAACACAUUAAUAGCAUCACUAGUAUUUAUUCAAUACAUUUAUUAAUGCAUUCUGACUGCCACAACUAAGUAUUUAUACGGAAAAAUCAAAUCCAUACAAAUGUGAAUUUGACCCCAUAGGGUCAGCACGCCUACCCUUUUCCAUAAAAUUUGUAGUGGCCAUUACAUUUCUAUUAUUUGACCUAGAAAUUGCUCUUCUCCUACCCUUGCCCUGAAUAUCUCAAACAAUCUAAAAAUUAUACUUACCACGGCACUAAUUCUAAUCUCAUUAUUAACUAGAAGUUCAGCUUAUGAAUGAAUUUAAAAAGGACUAGAAAGAACUGAAUAUGACAAUUAGUUUAAAUUAAAUGACUCGACUCAUUAUGAUUAAUUUCAUAAUUAUCAAACGUCCUUAACUUAUACUGACGUUACCGUAGCAUUUACAUUACAGUCCCCUUCGCGGGAAGCCGGCCCUGGCUCCGUCUUCCGACACGUCCCCUUCGCUGCCCCGCCUCACUCUCCCGCAUCCGUCUUCCUUCCCGCGGGGGCCCGCCUCCAGCCAGGACGGAAGGUCCGCAGGGCAGAGCCUGCAGGGCCAGCACGUGGCGGGGACCCUGUGCCCCACCGCCCGGCGCUUCCUCGCGGCUCUCCGUCCCCACGGCUCCAGGGCGGCCUCGGUGCUGCAGGGAGAGCUGCCGCCACGGCCCCGCUGCGGGGCUGGAGCGCCCAGCAGCCCCCGGGGCCCCAGCCCCUCAGACUUCGGCCUCCUCCUCCGGCGGCGGUGACCCAGCGCCCCAGCCGGAGCAGG
Messenger RNA from Equus quagga, 2195 nucleotides. It is a transcript of the gene SPATA33, whose product is annotated as spermatogenesis associated 33. The record is from RefSeq and is a predicted model, not a curated record. The transcript is spliced from 3 exons. Gene Ontology annotation, cellular component: cytoplasm; nucleus. Lineage: Eukaryota; Metazoa; Chordata; Mammalia; Perissodactyla; Equidae. Bases 33 to 485 code for a protein of 150 amino acids.